This is a messenger RNA of Eremomyces bilateralis CBS 781.70, 1180 nucleotides long. RefSeq lists its product as uncharacterized. Gene Ontology annotation, cellular component: mitochondrion. Bases 84 to 884 code for a protein of 266 amino acids. Lineage: Eukaryota; Fungi; Ascomycota; Dothideomycetes; Eremomycetales; Eremomycetaceae. The transcript has 2 exons. The record is from RefSeq and is a predicted model, not a curated record.
AUGCCGAGUUGUUCUCGAAUCUCAAAUCUGUUUGAAGUUUAGUUCUUCAUGUUUUCACCACCGGCCUACCAAAUAAAUACUCCAUGAGGCCACCGGGCAAUGCCGUGUCUCAAGCGGUUCACUGGCGUUCACGUUCAUGUAAACAAUGCUUUCGUCAAUGGCACCGGGAUCAAUCCAGAUAUGCAAGCACAAUCCCAAGACCGCCACGAAGCCCUCACAUAGCAAGCCACGGAUCACAGGCAUUUCCCCAUCUCGGUUAUUAUGCUGGUAAGGACCAAGGACACAGUCCAUUCUCACCUGGUCCGCAGCUAACAAGGAAAGAAAUCCUUGGGAACCCUCAAGGCAAAUCGAUUGCCCAGCGGCACGAGGAUUCGGCGAAGACCAGCGAAUCCGACCAAGCAUGGAAGGACGAGGUCGCUGCGAAAGCCCGCGUCGUGUUCGGUUCUCGCCUCGCGGGGCCGAUCCAACGGAAGGCCGAGAUCGCGGAGGCCUCGAAGCUGAUCGCCGGCGUGCUCGUCCCGCCUCGGCCGGGAGAACCCGAUAACUGCUGCAUGUCGGGCUGCGUGAAUUGCGUCUGGGACCAAUACGGGGAGGAGCUGGAAGAGUGGGCGGAAAAAUCGGCGGAGGCGAGAGCGGCGGUACAGAAACAACGUGGUCAAGGGAUCGGGACUGGGAUGAUGACGGCGAAAGCAGGUACCCCGAGUCAUGUAGCUUCGUCGAUGGAUGACGAUGGAGGGGGCAGCGAGACCAAUUGGGGCCUUGAUGCUUCAGCGGCUGGAAAGACAACGGAGGAUCUAUUCAAGGAUAUACCGGUGGGGAUCAGGGAAUUCAUGAAGACGGAGAAGAUGCUCAAGGAAAAGCAUAGACAAGAGGGAUCCGCAUAGAUGUACGAUACCACAUAUCACUUUGGGGUUUUCAACUUUGUAUGUCGGUCAACGGCUUUCAGGAAUGAAUUAUGCGGCCAGAAACUCGGGAUCUAAGCGUAAGGCGAGUGCUUCCAACGAGUGUAACGGGUACUAAAUAAGUGCUUCCCACCGGAACGCCAAAGGAAUCGACUGCGGCACAUGCUACAUGACUGUACAGCAAGAGUUCUGCUUCUUUGCCUUGGUAUAAAACAUCUUACUUUGUGCGCUCAAUCCAUCGCUCUUAGCUACUAACGCAUCGAUCUUCUCUCCACGCU